Messenger RNA from Astyanax mexicanus (Mexican tetra), 1913 nucleotides. RefSeq names its product SRY-box transcription factor 21b (gene sox21b). Gene Ontology annotation, biological process: anatomical structure morphogenesis; cell differentiation; regulation of DNA-templated transcription. The transcript has a single exon. The record is from RefSeq and is a predicted model, not a curated record. Bases 418 to 1149 code for a protein of 243 amino acids. Lineage: Eukaryota; Metazoa; Chordata; Actinopteri; Characiformes; Acestrorhamphidae. Gene Ontology annotation, molecular function: RNA polymerase II cis-regulatory region sequence-specific DNA binding; DNA-binding transcription factor activity, RNA polymerase II-specific.
CGUUCAGUCAGUCCACAGGAGCUAUGGUGCGCGCACACACACAUGCUCUCACACACCCUCUCUCUCUCGCUCACUCUCUCACACACACACACAGACAUACACACACACUCACUCACACUCGCUCAGUCACUCACUCACUCAGAGGCGCGCGCUCAACUCACCGCACUCUCCCUCGUUCUCACUCACUCGCUCGCUCACACUUUCACUGACUGACUUUUUUUUCUGCGCGCGGAUCUAAGCCAUGAAUGAGCGCGUGUGAGAGUUAAACGGACUUUUUGACUUCUUUUUGGCUUUUUGAUCUCCAGCGCGAGAGGAGUAGCGGUGGGGGUCAGUCCGGGACACAGCGCCCGGUCCCAGGGUGCUGAGAGCCAGAGACCCGGAGGGCUGGAGUUCGAGUCCGGGAAGUACGGCCUCGCCAUGUCCAAGAGUGGCGAGCACGUGAAGCGGCCCAUGAACGCCUUCAUGGUGUGGUCCAGGGCUCAGCGGCGCAAGAUGGCCCAGGAGAACCCCAAGAUGCACAACUCGGAGAUCAGCAAGCGCCUGGGAGCCGAGUGGAAGCUGCUGACCGAGGCCGAAAAGAGGCCCUUCAUCGACGAGGCGAAGCGUCUGCGGGCGCUGCACAUGAAGGAGCACCCCGACUACAAGUACCGGCCGCGCCGCAAACCCAAGACUCUGCUGAAGAAGGAGGGAAAGUUUGCAUUUCCUGUUCCGUACGGCUUGGCGGAGCACGAGGCCGCUCUGAAGGUGGGUGCCGGGCUUGGAUCCUUUCCGAGUGCCGCCCUGUCCGAGCCGUUCCUGACUUCGCCGGACAAGGCCGCCGCUGCCGCUGCUGCUGCCGCCGCCAGAGUGUUCCUGAACCCCUCCAUCCCGGCACAUCCCUACUCUUUCCUGGAGCUGGGCUCCAAAAUGCCAGAACUGUCAACGCCCUCGCUGCCCUACGCCUCGCCGCCACUGGGCUACCCGGGGUUCUCUGGCACGGGGGCACACACGCACUCACACCCGUCACCGGGAAACCCGGGCUACAUGAUUCCGUGUGGCUGCGCAGCGUGGCCUUCCGCCGGACUGCAGCCGCCACUAGCCUACAUCCUGCUUCCCGGCAUGGGCAAACCCCCGCUGGACCCCUACCCCGCUUAUGCUGCCGCACUCUGACCUCUGACCCCCGGUCGGGAGAUGGAAAGAAGAUGUGGCUGCUUACGAGACAUUUGACAUUUGUUUGAAUGUGUGAAUGAAUAUGAGUGUGUGUGUGUGAUGUGAGAGACAGCCAGAGAGACGGACGUUGAAGGCCUUUGUGUGUACUAUGGUGAAGGUGAAGCCCGUCCGGGUGUCUUUCUUUGCGGCAACAGAGCCGGACUGAUCCCUGUGUAAAUGUGUACAGACUCCCGCGCACUGCGUCCCGCAGUGGGUGGGUGAGGGACAGGUUUGGACCUUCCAAUCACUGUUUCAUAGAUGUGUGUGAUAUUUAUUGUUCAGUGCAGACACUAAUUAUUAUUAUUAUUAUUAUUAUUAUUACUGUUACUUCUUAUCGCUGAGCGGAAGACGGACUGCGCUGACGAAGAAGAACGUCAUGAACUGCUUAUGAGAGUGUGAAUGUCUCACACACACAUUUAUAUAUACACACACACACACACUUAAAUGCACACAUGCAUAAACACAUAGACACAUGCACACACAACAUGCUUGUGAAUGCAGGUGAAUGAAUGCAGGUGUGAUCCUCUCUUCACACACUUCACACUCUUCACUUUCUUCAUCCUCAUCAACAUUGAACUCCGCUGAUGAACUCUUUGAACAGACUAUUCCAGACUCUGUGUCUGUGUGUGUGUGUAUAUAUAUGUGUGUGUGUGUAUGUAUGUAUGUGUGUACGCUGUUUCUCUCUGCAGCCUGGCUGCAGCUCUAAUAAAGCGUGUGAACACACA